This is a messenger RNA of Malania oleifera, 1239 nucleotides long. RefSeq names its product glutathione S-transferase U17-like. Gene Ontology annotation, biological process: glutathione metabolic process. Gene Ontology annotation, molecular function: glutathione transferase activity. Bases 281 to 985 code for a protein of 234 amino acids. Gene Ontology annotation, cellular component: cytoplasm. NCBI's taxonomy places the organism in Eukaryota, Viridiplantae, Streptophyta, Magnoliopsida, Santalales, Ximeniaceae. The record is from RefSeq and is a predicted model, not a curated record. The transcript is spliced from 2 exons.
GAAGGGCGUGGAUCAUCAUAAAUGAAAAUAUUGAAUUUGAAGCUUCCCCCAGUACUCUCCCCCACCCCUACCCUUCCCAUAGCUAACUGCCCCCUCACCUCGCGUUCACGCUGCACACCAACACCAACCCCCCAUGCAUUAAUUCUACCCUCAUCUCCUUUAUUUAUGUCCCACUACUCCGUUGUCCCUGCUUAAAUUCACUUUGUCUGAAAACAGAAAGAGAGGAGAGAGAGAGAGAGAGAGAGAGAGAGAGAGAGAGAGAGAGAGAGAGUGCGCGAGAAUGGCGAAGCAGGGGGAGGUGAGGUUGCUGGGGGCAUGGCCAAGCCCGUUCGCGAUCAGAGCACGAAUAGCGCUCAACUUGAAAUCGGUGGAGUACGAGUUCUUGCAGGAGAAUCUGGGAACGAAGAGCCAGCUACUGCUGAAAUCCAACCCGGUUCACAAGAAAAUCCCAGUUCUGAUUCACGGGGACAGGCCCAUCUGCGAGUCGCUGGUCAUCGUUCAGUACAUCGACGAGGUGUGGUCUUCCUCCUCCGCCCCCUCCAUCCUCCCUUCCGACCCCUACGACCGCGCCAUUGCCCGCUUCUGGGCCGCCUACCUCGACGACAAGUGGUUUCCAUCGCUGAGUGCGCUGCGGACGGCCAAGGGUGGGGAGAGGGCGGCAGCCAUGGAGCGGCUGCGGGAAGGGCUGGGUCUGAUGGAGGGCGCGUUUGGGGAGUGCAGCAAAGGGAAGGCCUUCUUCGGGGGAGACCGCAUAGGCUUCCUGGACAUCGCUUUCGGCUGCUUCCUUGGCUGGCUCAGGGUUGCCGAGAAGACCGGCGGGGCGAAGCUGCUGGACGACGCCAAGACGCCCCGCCUCUGCGGGUGGGCUGAGAGGUUCAGCGCCGACGACUCCGUGAAGGGGGUUCUGCCGGAGACGGAGAAGCUGCUGGAGUUCUCCAAGAUGCUUCUGGCCAAGAUGCAGCAACCUCCCCCUAGCAAUUCUUAAUUAUCUUAAUUGCUAGUUAAUGAAGCAGAUGAUGAUCAGGUUUUGAUCAUCAUAUAGUUUGGUAGCUCUUCGGUUUAGGGCUUGUUUGGGUUUGCAGGUGCCUUCAUGGGGCGUGGCUCUUCUUGUUUUGCUCUUGAUUAUUAUCAGCGUGUGCUAAACAAGGUGUUUCUUGGAUGAUUUUAGUGAGAUGGUGAGAGUUAGAGUUUCUGCUGUGCUACUCCUAAUCAAUUUAUGAUAUUUAUCCUUUUACUCAA